This is a messenger RNA of Colius striatus (speckled mousebird), 7654 nucleotides long. It is a transcript of the gene PPP1R16B, whose product is annotated as protein phosphatase 1 regulatory subunit 16B. Gene Ontology annotation, molecular function: protein phosphatase regulator activity; protein binding; enzyme inhibitor activity. The coding region runs from base 419 to 2134 and encodes 571 amino acids. The record is from RefSeq and is a predicted model, not a curated record. Gene Ontology annotation, cellular component: cytoplasm. The transcript is spliced from 11 exons. Lineage: Eukaryota; Metazoa; Chordata; Aves; Coliiformes; Coliidae. Gene Ontology annotation, biological process: regulation of sprouting angiogenesis; establishment of endothelial barrier.
CCAACCGCGGGGCUACCGCGCUCCUUCCCUCGGCGAGCGGGGGCCGUCGUGUCGCCCGUCGCCCCCCCGGGGCAGGGAGGGCCGCGGAGGGGGGUCCCGGCCGCGGGCAGGGCAGCGGCUGCAGUCACGCCGCGGAGUUUCGGCGACUCCAGCCCAGUGCAAUGCUAGACCGGGCUGGCGAGAGUCACCGAAAUAACGUAUCCCGCUGCCUGCCCGGGUGGCACCGGGCACCCGCUAACCUUGCCUUGGACGCGACCAAUGGUUUGUACCGUAUUCUCCUCUGACACUGUGAUGGACCCUUCCCAGCUCAGCCUCAAGAUGCUGGUAUAGCAGCAGGUGGCUGCGAUCCAGAGGACUUGUGGUGGGACAUAAUUUCCCGCUGGGACAUCCUUCACCCCCCUCUCUCUCGGCAGAAGUGAUGGAUGCCCACGUGGACCUCCUGACGGAGCUGCAGCUGCUGGAUAAGGUGCCCACGCUGGAGAGGCUGCGGGCAGCCCAGAAGCGGAGGGCUCAGCAGCUGAAGAAAUGGGCACAGUACGAGAAGGAGAUGCAGCACAAGAAGCGGAAGCAUGAAAAGAAGAGAAAUGCUGUUAGCAGAAAGAAGGUGUCGUUUGAAGCCAGCGUUGCCCUGCUGGAGGCUUCUCUGAGGAAUGACUUGGAGGAAGUGUGUUACUUGCUGAAGAGCAACAUCAGCCCAGACCUGUGCAAUGAAGAUGGAUUAACUGCACUGCAUCAGUGCUGCAUAGACAACUAUGAAGAGAUAGUCAAGCUUCUCCUCAACCACGGGGCCAACGUCAACGCGAAGGACAACGAGCUGUGGACUCCAUUGCAUGCAGCAGCUACAUGUGGUCAUAUCAACCUGGUGAAGAUCCUCAUCCAGCAUGGAGCAGACUUGUUGGCAGUGAAUGCAGAUGGCAACAUGCCAUAUGACCUCUGUGAAGAUGAGCCAACUCUGGAUGUCAUUGAGACUUGCAUGGCCUAUCAAGGAAUUACACAGGAAAGGAUCAAUGAGAUGAGGGCUGCUCCAGAGCAGGUCAUGAUCUGUGACAUUCAUGACAUACUUGCGACUGGACAAGACCUGAACAGGACCGAUGCCCAAGGCGCUACACUGCUGCAUAUAGCUGCAGCCAAUGGCUAUCUGCAUGCUGCUGAGGUCCUUCUUGACCAAGGGGCAAGCCUGGAUGUUAAGGACUGGGAUGGCUGGGAACCUCUGCAUGCUGCUGCUUUUUGGGGACAGAUGCAGAUGGCUGAGUUGCUUGUGUCCCAUGGGGCUAGUUUGAGUGCCAGGACAUCUUUGGAUGAGAUGCCAAUAGAUCUGUGUGAAGAGGAGGAAUUCAAAGUAUUACUUCUGGAGUUGAAACACAAACAUGAUGUGAUCAUGAAGUCUCAGAUGAGACAUAAAUCCUCCCUGAGCCGAAGGACGUCCAGCACUGGCAGCCGGGGGAAGGUGGUGAGGAGGGCCAGCCUUUCGGACCGAACCAACCUUUACAGGAAGGAGUGUGAGAAGGAGGCCAUUGUCUGGCAGCAACUGGGAGCAGCAGAAGAAGGAAGAAACUCGGGUCUUAUUGGAGAAAUUGGGGAGACCAGGUCUGACCAGGAGAAUACAGACCCUAAUUCAGUGCUGGAGAACUCUUCCCUUCUUCCAGAGUUAGCAAACAAAAGCACCCAGUGUGACUCUGAAAUCCCCCUCCAGAAUGGACUCAUGGCAUCUGCCAGCACUUACCAGUACACCUUUUCCAACGGGGACAUUUGGAGCAUGCACACCGACCCUGACAGCAACCCAGGCCACAUGCUGCCCUACAGCAACCCAGGGCUCCCUGACCCACAGCAGUUCUGGGGUGCCUACAAGGAGCAUAACCAUCAAACACUCUCCGAACUGAAGCGGCAGCGGGCUGCAGCCAAGCUCCUCAAUCACCCUUUCCUCAGUACCCACUUCAGCAGUGGCAUGGGAGGAGUUGCUGAGAAUGGGAGUGAGGCCAAGUCGCACCUAAUUGGAUCCAGGACUUCCCCCUACAGCUCCAAUGGGACCUCAGUGUAUUACACAGUGUCCAGUGGUGAUCCACCCCUCUUGAAAUUCAAAGCUCCCAUGGAGGAAAUGGAAGAGAAGGUGCAUGGGUGCUGCAGAAUUUCCUAGUCUCACCCCAGAGGGAACAAGACAUGGGUGGGCUGGUUGGAUCUGUCAGAGCAGCCAGGUUGUUUGCAUUCCGAAGGCAGAAUUUGGUUCUGACUAUCCUGACUGUGGCAGCCUCGUUCAUCUUGAAUUGUACUUUAUGCUGCCAGUUACUUCCAUUGCAGUCCAAUGAGUAAUGCAGGUGCAGCAAAGCUCUUAGGAGACAAAGGGAUACACAUCAGUAUGAUACGAAAAGAGUUUUUCCUUGCUUUCUGGCGAAGAAGGUGAAUGUGCACUGCCUCCCUUCUCCUUAAGAAGUCAUGAGAUGCCUUGGAACAAAGAAAGGAGCUGAAUUAAAACCUUUGCACCUGAGCCUCUGCUAUAAGUUACCAGGAUUCUGGAACGUCACAAUCCAGACCUGAAUUUUCACUCCUGGGUUAUGCAUAUAUCCUGGAGGGGAGAUCAACCCCCACAAAGGGUUUGCAAGAGUGGACAGAGCUGUUUUCCAUACAGCUGCAUCUAGCACUUACAGGGCCUGAGAACAAGCAAGCAUGGACGUUGCACUUGCUUUAGCAGGUUUGCAAGGUAUUGACUCCUUGCAGUUGACAGCUCACCAUCAAAAACUCUGCACUGCUUGGGUCCUCUUCUGCUCCUGUAAACUCCCCACUGCAGGCUGCCGUCAGGUUUGAAGCAGAACUUUUCCUGGAGCAGGCUUCACUCAGUCAGCUUUAAAACUGAUGUUGCAACAAGGGGCCCUGGCAAUAGAAUUUUACUGCAAUAAAAUACUGACAAAGGUCUAUAUUGGGAUAAGUAACUUAAAAAACUUAUUUGUACUAUUUAGACUCUUAAUUUGUUAAAACUGAAGAGACUUUUCCAGAUCUCACUUUCCUAUUGAUUCUGUUUGUUUAUAUGCUCAGCACAGAUCCUUGGGCACUAUGCUUUGUGUCUGAUGUUUUUCUGGGUUUCCAGAAGCACACAGGGCUGGGGAGGGAUGAGGAGGAAAGGCUUGCAGACACUAAUCUAGAAACACCAUGAAAGCAUUUCUAAUCUCCCUACAUGCUAUGACACUUGCAUUAACUGCAGUCUUUGGCUGAUAAAAACAAUAUUGAAUCAUUGCUUUGGUAGAUGAACAUUGCAGCAGGACAGGAGAAUUUUUUUGGUCUCUUUUCCAACUCCCAUACUGAAGUCAGCAGUGGUUAGUAGCUAUCAGAAGACUUAAAUGCCUCGAUGUAUAAAGGAGUGACCUGCAGCCAUGCAGUCCUUGGUGAGGCCUCCACUGUAGAGUUGUUGCCACACCAGAGUUGUGUUCUAGUGGAGUUCACAUUAGCUCUGACAGACUACCCAAGAAACACUAGCACAGUCUAACCUGGUGGUUUGGCACCUGCUUAUCAGCAAGUUAAGGCUUUGCAUACCUGGGGAAGGUAAAAGGGGGGUACCCUAUGAGAGACAGCUCUGAGGAACUGGACACAGUUGAGUGAACAACUUUUAUCUACAAAAGUAACUCUCAAUCUUCAACCCUUUUUCUGCACAAGGGGGCUGCUGCACGCAGAACUAUUUGCCUGCAUGAAUAUGUCGUCUUGGCCAGUUUUAAGUCCAAACUUUACACAUAAGCCUGUUUGGGUCUCUGUAAGCCAUCAAUGGAUUAAAUCCAGCUCACUUAGGUGUGCUUCAGCCAAGCAGCAGCAAAUGCAGCUUGCACCUAUCUUCCUUUUAUCUGGUGGCUGUUAGACAUCAACAUUGCAUUUCCCUCCCCCGAGGGAAUCCUCACAGCCUUCUCCUUUCUUACAGGCUAUAAAAAGUUGACUGGGGCUCCCAGUGACUUAAGUUCUGCACUCUGCUCUCCAUCAAAUCUAGCACAUCCAGGGCUCUGGGCUUCUCAUUCUCAGCUCCUCCAGGCAGCAGAGGAGGCUGUGUAUCACGACCACGUUGGGCAGGAAAUAUUUUUGGAUCUGUGAGGUUAUUAGCAGACUGAGAAUUUACUGGUUUGAGCUCUGAAGAUACAAUUUUCUCCCCUCACCAGCUUUAGGAACAAAUUAGGAAAUGGUAGCAGUUGAUCUCAUUUUUUAAACCUGAGUUCAGUUCAAGGCAGGGAAAGUCCUUGUAUGUUUUGAAACAUUCAGAGAAGUUGGGCUUCCUCCAUUAAUGAAACACAUACUACAUGUAAGACUAGGGCUCAACCUUAAGAGAUUGUAAAAGUCAUUCUGUAGUAGAAAGGAGAUGAUUUGGUAACUGGACAGAUUUUACUACAUCUGUGUGUGGCUAACAGUAAGUCUUCUGAUUACCUUGAGAAAAGUCUUCUGGGAUAACACCAAGUGUAGCCUGGGUACUGCUGACCAGGGCAGAUGAUAGUUUGGAGGCCUCUCUUCUCCCAUGGUGGUGAGAUUUGUCUCUCCACAUCCAUUCUAAUGAGAAUUCUGGCCUUAGUGUAACAAAUUUUGGUGCUGUAUAUGGUGCAAAAUUCAGGCUCAGCAAUGCCUUCCCUCCCCAGACCCUUUUCCUUCUUUUCCUUUUCAGAGCAAUUUUGUGCUAUCAAAUGUAUUGAAUCUUACCUAAGUCCAAGAGAAUGAAAAGGAGAGCACUGCAAUAGUGUUAAGUAGGUUGAGGCUUGCUUUCAGUGAGAGCUGGUAAUACAUUAAAGCUGUAGGAAGCCAGUCCAUUUUUGACAAACAGCUUUUAGUCCACAGCUAUUUGACUUUGUUUAUAUGUAAAACUGAAGGAACUCAUCACUGUAGCUGUAUUCUUGAGCAAACUUAUUAUCAGGCAAAAGAUAUUACAGCUUCUAGAUUACAAAACAUCCUCCUAAUUUGACUUUGCAUUGUAACUGUGAUUACAAUUGUAAUACAGCUCUCCUGGCUUCAUCACUGUAAGUGAACAUGCUUGCUGAAGUCUAGCGGUGCCUAAUCCAGUGUAAUCAAUUAUCAUUCAGACACAGUCAGUGACUGAAAAGUCUAGGACGUGCUUCAUAGCCAUGCCAAAUAUCUACCACUGGUUUUGGGUUGAAGUUGGAUCAGUGUGGAACUUGCAGAGGCUGUUGAAGAGUGACCUAGAACAGAUUAAUGCUUAUGUGUUGGUGACAUAUUUGGGGUAUAACGGUCCCUGCCUGUGGGGCAUCAGUAAACACGCCCAGGGACGGAGCUGCAGUUCAUACUGCACACAGACCUGUUGGUUGUAGGUCUGGGAUGAGCAAUUCUGUAAAGUGGAUAUUUAGCCUGCUUCUGGUCAACUAUUUUGUUUUGGCACUGGGGGGAAUAACAUACACAUAGAUACUCUUGUAUGUGCGUUGUAGGAGCCUACCUCCAGGAACAGGGCUUUUUAUCAGGAAAUGUAGCAGUGUAACAUCAACAGUGGUUUUUCAUAACUGUGUUUUAAAGGUCAUCCCCGUGGAAAGCUCUGAGGUACAUAGAGAAGGCACUUGACUAUUUUAUCAGUUCUUCUUAUUGCUAAAAAGCUGUAGAAGCUGGAAAUCAUGUUGUGACUGGCAUAUCUGGUACUUGGCUUAUUAGAGGAGGGUUUGGUGAGGGGUUUUUUUUAUGCUAUACAGAGUUUUCUUAGGCUCAAGGAACAGCUAGGUACAGAUUCAAGGUCAGAUUAGAAUCCCACUUCUGUUAGCAGUAAGCCAAAGGCUGUAGUUGUUCAUAUGGACUACACAAAGAUUUGGGAAUGUGGAUGCAUUGAGAGGUCUGUUGUAGGCAGAGCUGCACAGGACAUGAACCCUUCUGCUUGUAAAACCUUCCUGGAUGCUGAAGUCAUACUGCUUCUAGCAAACCAAGUGGUUGAUGACAGCAGCUUUACUUUCCAUGUUGAAGGACUUCUUUUAGAUGGAAAGACUUCUUUUAGUGCAUCUGCUUUACUAAGCUCAGCCAAGAAAGUCCCAGCACUGAAAUGUUAGAUAAAGGCUUAAGUACCAUUGCUGGGAUCUGACGUCAGAUGUGGAUCUGUAUUUCACACAUACCAAGGGAUGUGAUUUGAGCCCACUUAGUCUCACUUCUGUGGUGCUCUGGCAUCUCAAAACCCUCCCAAUUUUGAGAAGAACUGACUGUAGCUGAUGUGAUUCUGUACUAUCCUGCAGGUGUAUCUGAAGAACCACAUGGAUAAGGAAUUCCUGACAGGGAAGGAAAAGAGCAUGGCAGGGCAAUAGCAAUAAUGAAUUAGUGCAAUAAUCAGUAGAGGCAGUGAAUUCUGGCAGUGAAUUCUCUAGUUUAUUGAGCAAGCUCUUAUUUUGUGGGGCUGAAAGCACUUACAAACUCCCAUAUGCCAUUGCAGCUUCUGUUUAGUGUCCUUUUGGUUUAAUCUUGGAGCUCUGUGUACCCAGAUUUUUUCUGCUGAACCUAAAUCAGCAAUACCAUGAAAUAAGAAUAUGUUAACUGAGAAGGCAAUAGUACUGGUCUCCAGAAAGCCAAAGAUGAGCCGUUGUCCAUCUGCUGGAAAGUGUUCUCCCUACAUCUGGAUAUUUCUGUGCCUUAUCAUACUUGCUAAAGGUAACGUGAUAACUAGUCUCUGCAAGGCUUCUGGUGACUAUACAAUGCUGGUCUUAACUUGGAGACUGUUUUGCAAGGAGGUAACACUUCAGAGCAAACCACAUUUUGAAUUUUUUAUUUGCUCUUUCAGAUUCUCUCAAAAGGAAAUACGCAGUGUCUUCAUUCUAAUGUAACAAAUCACAUUUGACCUGCUUUGUUACAGCAGUUCUCCACAGGCAGAAUCCAGAGCAUGUCUUAGUACAAAACACAGCUAAUAUUUACAUUUUUUGUUUUGUUUUGCCAAUGGCUGUACAACAGAAUCUGUUGUUUCUGGUUGCUCUUCAGCUUUACUCUGCUGUUUUCACAUUGACCAUACUGGUAAUGGACUUCUGAGUUCUCACACACAAUUUGAGUACCACGGGGUUCUUUGGGCACCAUCUGCUGUGUCACAGUUAUGACCUACAAUAUUUUGCUAUAUAUCCACCAGAGAAGCUGUAAUAGAGGAGCCUCUGCUCAAGAUACCUGUUCCCAAACCUAAGCCAAUGCAGUUAUCUCCACAGCUGGAGGGGAAGAUACGGGUUCCUUAAUGGUGCAGAUGUGGCCUUAGCGUUGCCACUUCUACAUCUUCAGCCUCUAGAUUGCAGCGUGAAAGUGACUUCCAGGGUUGGCGGUAGCCCUGGUACAGCUCGGAGUGACUGCAGCGUGUACAGGACAUUAAUGGAUGAUGGAAAGCCUUCUGCAAUAACUCCUUAUUCCAUCGAUCAGUAGUAAAUGAUGUACAAAUAAAACUUGAUGAAAUGUAUUUUAUGUGAAAAAAACCCAAUGUAAGAACUGUAUAUUGUAUUAGCAGCUUUGUGUAUAAAAUGGCAUUUUGGCAAUCAGAGUCUAAUAUAUUUAAAACGUUUUUUUAAAAGGAUAUUUGAUAUUGUACGGAGCUGACUUUAUUGCUACUGUAUGAAGAGAUGGUUUCUUAACUUGCAGCAAUGCAUAAAAUCUAAAGUUGUCUGUAAAACUCAUGCCAAAAGGGUAUGUCUGACAGUAUUAGCACCUGACUCAGCGUCUUUACUAGAGAGAUUGACUUUUUUAA